Molecule: messenger RNA, 651 nt
Organism: Stegodyphus dumicola
Lineage: Eukaryota; Metazoa; Arthropoda; Arachnida; Araneae; Eresidae
Product: zinc finger BED domain-containing protein 5-like
Source: RefSeq, a predicted model, not a curated record
AUGGAUCGAUGUUUGAAAACGGGUCGUUUAGAAACGAGACAUGAUAAUCGAGAUGAUAGUACUGAAAGCUGUAAUGAGGUACCGUUUCACGAGACGAAAAACAAAGGAAAUGCUGAUAGAAAAGGGAAAAAGCGAAAAUAUGACAGCGACUAUCUACAAUUGGGUUUUCAUUUUACUGGGGAUGAGUCGGAACCUAAACCGCUUUGUGUUAUACGUAACGAAGUUCUUGCCAACAGCAGUUUAAAACCAUCACUUCUUCGUAAACAUAUAACAUACAUUGAAACCAAACAUCCGACACACAAAGAUAAACCUCUUGAAUAUUUCAAAAGAAAAUUAGCAGAUAUCAAAAAGUGUAGCCUUUCUUCUUUCUUGACUUCAAACGAAGAUAGUAAAAUGGCCCUUGAAGCAUCAUUUCGAGUAAGUUAUAGAAUUGCAAGAUCUGGACAAGCGCAUACAAUAGCAGAAAAUUUAAUUGGACCAUGUGCGAAAGAUAUCGCCAAAUGUAUGCUUGGGGAAAAGGCAGCAAAGAAAAUUGAGCUAGUUCCCUUAUCAAACAACACGGUGUCGCGUAGAAUUAAUGACUUGGCUAAUUAUGUGGAGAACGAAACUUCUAAAAAGAAUAAAAUUGAAUUAUUUUGCAAUUCAACUUGA